AAUCAAGUCAAAGAUCCCCAGCGGUGAAGUUGUUGGCGGGUUUUAUGCCGAUCAUUAACAUACACCGGAGAUCACCCAAUUCCGGCUCUCCGGCCAGCUAUCAUGUGGACAUUCGCGCUAGCGCUAUCGUGGCGUCGCGCCGGUAUGCUUCCAUAUGGGGAGAGCGCGUUUUAUAUCAACGUGAUAGCGAAUUGAGCGACGACCCACGGCCAUUAACAACCGUUAUACUUCAGCUAAAGUGCCCACGGACACCAUCUGGAGAAGCGAUGACGCGGACCAUCGCUCCAGUGCUAACCUUUCGAGCUAUGGCAUUGCCUAGAUGCCAACAGAUGGGAUCAGCUUUAAACUCCAAUAAUCCAGAUUUCCGUCUGGAAUAUUACAUCUAACCUGUCUCUUAAUCAGGCUCCGGGCACCACGGCCUUGUUUCGCAUGCCCCGGAAGGUAUGAUAUUAUACACCGUCUAGGCGCGUUACCGAUGGCGGUUGCACCUGAUGGAGGGUCCAAGUUCUGUUGUCUCAUUGCCUAAGGACGAUUCCUAUGUGCCUGAAUGCUUCGCAUGGUACACUGUGGGAGUUCUGGUCAUCCUAUUACGAUUCGCAACUCGUGUGCGUACUGUCGGUCUCUCCGGGUUUCGCGGCGAUGACUAUUUGGCGAUCCUCUACAUUGCUUUAUACACAACAUGUAUCAUCAUUGUCUACGUCACGUACUACACCGGUGCCAGCCUGAAUAUCGACCCGUCCAAAGUUGACCUUUUGACCGAUAAUGAUAUUCGAAUACUUGUUAUGGGAUCGCGAAUCGAGUAUGCUUCGUUUUUCAUCUAUGUGGGAUGUAUAUGGACCUUGAAAUUCUCUGUGCUAUACUUUUAUAACCGCAUUACACUCGGCGUGCUACGACGAAAAACAGUUAUGUUCUUGUGGUGGUUCUGCAUUGGAUCUUUCUUUGUAGUUUGCACCACCGCGCUAUGUUCCUGCUACCCGGUACAGCGCAAUUGGCAGGUCAGGCCGCUACCCAGUGGGAACUGCACAUACAGGCCUCAGAACUUUGUGGUCCUUGCGGUCUUCAACGUUUUAAGCGAUGCAGCAUUGAUGUCAAUCCCGAUUCCCAUCAUGAGCCAUCUACGUGUGACAACACGCCGCAAGAUAGGCAUCUCAAUAUUGCUCUCAUCCGGCGUAUUCGUCAUAUCCACCGCUGUUAUCAGGGUGGUGCUGACUCUGAUUGGAGAACCAACGAUCAUCACCAUUAACCUCUGGGGCUUCCGUGAAUUAGGUGUAGGACUCAUUGCUGUUACUGCUCCAAUUGUUUACCCAAUGUUCACCCCUGAGUUUUGGCGCGCCGGACCCUAUGUUCGCCAAAACCGACGGAAUAUACUUCAGGCUUCUUUGAAUAUUUCCAUUGGCAGCUUCAAAGACGACAACGACGUUGGAGUCCAGCUGCGUCCCAGCAAGAGCUGGCCAAGUCAACCUCGGAAAGCUUCUAGUGCUUAUCAUAGUAGUCUCCAAGAUAUCGAUAUAGAAUUUGAUCUUAACAGCGAUGGGGUGGAAACAAUAGCAUGCAAGGAUAUGAUUUGAAUCGAAAAUCCAUGCUCAAAAGAAUAGUCCUGGGUGAUCCGUUUAACGUCAUGUUAACAAAGGCUGAGUUCCCAGAUUUUGACGCAAAGCCUCAUCGAUAAAAUCGGAAGAUGCAUGUUUUGAUUCAUUUUUGUCCGUACAAACCCACAUGUAAAAU
Messenger RNA from Truncatella angustata, 1725 nucleotides. RefSeq lists its product as uncharacterized. The transcript is spliced from 5 exons. The coding region runs from base 492 to 1568 and encodes 358 amino acids. NCBI's taxonomy places the organism in Eukaryota, Fungi, Ascomycota, Sordariomycetes, Amphisphaeriales, Sporocadaceae. The record is from RefSeq and is a predicted model, not a curated record.